UCUAAGCCUUACCAGGGGAAGCUGCCUUGCAGCCUGUGUGGCAGCGGAGGCCGGGUGUAUUCCUUGGAAGAUCUCACCCGCAGCCAUGAGUAGUAAAGAAUGCUUCAAGUGUGGACAGUCUGGACACUGUGCCCGGGAAUGCCCUAAAGGAGGAGCUCGAGGGAGAAGACCUAGAAGCCGUGGCAGAGGUCCGCAGUGCAGUUCCACCGCCCAGUCUGACAUCUGUUACCGCUGUGGUGCGGUUGGUCACCAUGCCAAGGACUGUGACCUCCAGGACAUCUGCUACAACUGCGGGAAACGUGGUCACAUCGCCAAAGACUGUCCUGAGCCUAAACAAGAGAAAGAGCAGUGCUGUUACACCUGCGGCAAACCAGGCCAUUUGGCUCGUGAUUGUGACCGUCGGGAAGGGCAGAAAUGCUUCUAUUGCCAUGAAUCGGGGCACAUCCAGAAAGACUGCGCCCACAUCAGGUGCUACCGGUGUGGUGAGAUCGGCCACAUGGCCAUGAACUGCAACAAGGCAAACGACGUCUGCUGCUACCGCUGCGGAGAGCCUGGACAUAUAGCCCAAGAAUGCCCCGCUGAGACCACAGAUUAGUUCCCUCCCCUAGCCCCCCUCCACUGCUGAUUAGUUGUAUUUUCUCUAAAAUCUCUUCGGUGAUCAGAUGGUUGAUAGAUGGAGGCUACUCUGAGAUCAUUAAGUUUUAAUUGCUGCGUUAAAGAAGGAAAGAGCUGGAGGGAAAAAAAAUCAAAAAAAAAGUUAUUACAAUUAAUGUGCUGUUUCUGAGCCGCACAGAAAACCAGAUAUUGUCUAGUCAUUCAAAGCACUAGACAAUUUCUUGGAUCUUUGGAUGUAUUUUGAUUUAAUACAUUCAAUUAGAAGUUAGAACAACUUUUGGAACACAGCCCUUGAAUCUAUUAACCCACAGUGUGUCAGAUAAAGGUAAAUUGCCACAAAGAAAAGAAACAAGUAGAAAAGAAAAGAAGAGAAACUAAUGUGGAGGGGGGAAGACUGUCCUUUUAGGCACCCAAAACCGCCCUGAGGAGAUAACGUUUCCUCAGAAUG
Messenger RNA from Fukomys damarensis (Damara mole-rat), 1063 nucleotides. RefSeq names its product zinc finger CCHC-type containing 13 (gene Zcchc13). Lineage: Eukaryota; Metazoa; Chordata; Mammalia; Rodentia; Bathyergidae. Gene Ontology annotation, cellular component: cytoplasm. The coding region runs from base 86 to 595 and encodes 169 amino acids. The record is from RefSeq and is a predicted model, not a curated record. The transcript has a single exon. Gene Ontology annotation, biological process: positive regulation of cytoplasmic translation. Gene Ontology annotation, molecular function: translation regulator activity; mRNA binding; single-stranded RNA binding.